Molecule: messenger RNA, 2022 nt
Organism: Culex pipiens pallens (northern house mosquito)
Lineage: Eukaryota; Metazoa; Arthropoda; Insecta; Diptera; Culicidae
Gene: Ir31a
Product: ionotropic receptor 75a
Exons: 11
Coding region: 1-1785 (594 amino acids)
Source: RefSeq, a predicted model, not a curated record
AUGCCAAACGUUUCUGAUCUGUUCAUUUCAACCAACGACGACAAUAUCUCAGCUCGAUUCAUCAACCUGGCUGACCUUAAUUCAAUAGAUCCAACCCGUAUUCUACCCCAUAAUAGCUACGCAAUAACGACGUGCAUUUUCGAUUACAGUUGCACCAAUUCGCUGCAAGUUCUCCAAGCAUUUUCCUCCCUUAGAUACUUUAACACAACCUACAGCUGGUUGUUUUUGGCCGCCAACAACUCCACAACGGAUGUAAACCACAUUCUGGGGAAGCUAAUGUCGGUUCAAAUGAAUUCGGACAUCACCGUAGCGGAUCCCGUUCCCGAAUCAAACGGGACAAGUUUUGAGCUGGUGGACAUUUACGCCAAGGGUAGACAUCUGUGCCGAGACGUUUACCGGAAUGUGUACGGAAGAUGGAGCUACGAGGAUGGUUUGGAGAUGGUUGCCGACUAUCGACGAUAUUACGUGCGUGGAAAUUUCAAUGGGCUGCAAGUGCGAGGAACGACAGUGAUCGAUCAGGACAACGUGACUUCGCAGGACGUUGAUAGGAUUCUGUCGGUGCCAGGAACCGAGCAAGGCAUUGUGAGUUUUGUAAAGUAUCACUACGCUCUGCUGGUCAUGCUGCGAGAUUAUCAUAAUUUCGGAGUUAAAUAUCGCGUGACACGAGGUUGGGCUGGUCGUCUCAAGUCCGGUUAUAGACUGGGUCUACUUGGAAUUCUAGCUCGAAAUGAAGCAGAUAUUGCUGCAACGGCUAUAUUUCAGCGGAUCAACCGACAUGCAGAGUUUGACAUCAUUCAUCAGAGUUGGGAAUUUUCAGCCGGAUUCAUCUACCGCAUUACACCACAGCUUAGUGGAGCAACUGGAGGGGGAAAUUUCUUCACCCCGUUAGAAGACAGUGUUUGGAUUGCCUCGUUGGUUACCUUAUCUGUAAUUCUUCUCAUUUUGAAAUUUUCCGUGUUCAUAAUCUUCAAAUCAACUUCGAACGAGCCAAACACCUCUCUGAUAUCAUACUUUGUGGACAUUGUCGGAACGGUUUCCCAGCAGGGAAUUGCGGGCCGGGUGUCCGCUAGGAUGCCCAUAAGGAUUAUUCUUUUCUCACUCCUCACCCUGAACUUGGUCCUCUUCAAUUACUACACCUCGUCCGUGGUCGGUGGUCUGCUGAGCUCUCCAGGUAAAGGUCCGCAAACAAUCCGCGAGAUCAUAGACAGCCCCCUGAAGUUGGCGUUCCGUGACAUCGGUUACCACAAAAUACUGUUCCGCGAAACGCAGGUCCCAAUAAUCCGCGAGCUGUACGAGAAAAAGGUGCAACCGUCGCGUGAGGGCAAACACACCAUCCCGGUGUACACGGACGUGAUCACGGCCGUCCCAUACCUGCAGAGGGGUGGCUACGCGUUCCACUGCGAGAUGACCGAAGCGUUCCAGGACAUUGCGGAUCAGUUUGACGCCAACGAGAUCUGCGAGCUGCGGACGACAACUGGCCUGUUCAACGACCUUAGACUGAUGAGCUUUGUGGUGCCGAAACGGAGCAUGUACACGGAAAUGUUCAGGAUUACGAUGAUGCGACUGCAGGAGAUUGGGCUGAUUAAACGAACACUGACAAUUCAUAGAAUCGAGAAGCCAAUUUGUCAAUCCGGUGGACGGGUUCUUCCGGUGGAGGUGUCCGGAGUAUCGACAGCAUUUGCGGUUUUGGGAGUUGGAAUGCUACUUUCAACGAUGAUAAUGUUGUUGGAGAAACUGCAUUGGAACUACAUGAUGAAGAGGCAGUAUCGAAACUUCUUAAAUUAAUUUCAAUUUAAAGAUAUUUCGCAAAGAUUUAUUUCUCGACCGAUAAGCAUACUUGCUCUAAAGUUGCAAACAAAAUGGGGUAAAAAUCCCUUUAGUCGUAUUGAUACCUUAUAUAGCUGACCUAGGUUUAUAGGCCAGUUAACUCGUAGUUUAAGCUUGUUAACUUGUGACAGUUUAUGACAUACCAUAAUCAUCUUUCCCAUUAUCAGCAUGUCUGACCGUGUCUGCAAAAAAUAA